AUGAUAAUGACGAGUACGGUGCUGCCCAUUCUGUGCCUGAUGGACUGGCACUCGCCGAAGUGUCGUCUUAACGCGCCACCGCCACGGUUUGCGCCCAACUACGAUGUGUCGAGAGCGCGCGCCGGCGAAUUGGCGCGAUCUCGCGCCAAAUUCGCUGUUCAAACCGCGCACUCAGAGCGCCACUCAACUUAUUUCACAGAUUCAGCUUUUCUAGAGAGUACAGGCGAUCAAAUCGAUGGUUCGUGA
This is a messenger RNA of Angiostrongylus costaricensis, 246 nucleotides long. The record is from the annotation of a GenBank genome assembly. Lineage: Eukaryota; Metazoa; Nematoda; Chromadorea; Rhabditida; Metastrongylidae.